Fraxinus pennsylvanica is the source of this 537-nucleotide messenger RNA. The record is from the annotation of a GenBank genome assembly. NCBI's taxonomy places the organism in Eukaryota, Viridiplantae, Streptophyta, Magnoliopsida, Lamiales, Oleaceae.
AUGAGUACAAAGAAAACUGAGCUCAAGGUCACCAUAAACUGUGAGAAAUGCAAGACUGAAGUUCUCAAAGCUGUAGCCAAACUUACAGGUGUUGAUUCUGUAGCAGUGACUGCUGAUGAGGGCACAGUAACUGUUGUAGGGACUGUUGAUCCUGUGUGUGUCAUUACAGCUAUCAGAAAGACUGGAAAAUUUUCAGAAAUUACAAGCGUUGGGCCUCCAAAGAAACCUGAUCCUGAACCAGAUCUCCCUGAACCUUGUCCUUCACUCCCUGCAUGUUGUGUUGAUUCUGUAGCAGUGACUGCUGAUAAGGGCACAGUAACUGUUGUAGGGACUGUUGAUCCUGUGUGUGUCAUUACAGCUAUCAGAAAGACUGGAAAAUUUUCAGAAAUUACAAGCGUUGGGCCUCCAAAGAAACCUGAUCCUCCAAAACCAGAUCCCCCUAAACCUUGUCCUCCACUCCCUGCAUGUUGUAAGCAAUGCCAACUUGUUGGUGUUAGCUAUGUUACCUAUGAUAGUGCACCUUGUUCAAUUCUAUAA